Messenger RNA from Drosophila takahashii, 4229 nucleotides. It is a transcript of the gene Gld2, whose product is annotated as GLD2 poly(A) polymerase. NCBI's taxonomy places the organism in Eukaryota, Metazoa, Arthropoda, Insecta, Diptera, Drosophilidae. The record is from RefSeq and is a predicted model, not a curated record. Gene Ontology annotation, molecular function: poly(A) RNA polymerase activity.
CGAAAAAAUUGAAACCCCUUCGCCUGGCGUUCAGUUUGCUGUCAACUCUUUGCUUACUAGGAGUGACAGAUUAAGGUACCGGACACACAACAUAUUCUUUAGCAAUCUGCGUUUGCGUACGCACAUAUAUAUAGAUAUAUGUCGUUUGGAUCGUGACUAGGCCGUAUCGGUAGCAAUGUCCACUGCUCUGGCAAUGGCAGCAGCGGCACCAUCGAGUGCCACGGCAGCAGCAGCAACAACGACGACCACUAGCAACACCACCACAAACACCACAGCGUCACCGGCAACAACCACCAGCACCACCGACACCGACACCACUUUGAACACCACCAUUACCAUGACCACACCGAAAGCCACACCAACGGAAGGAUUAGGAGCACUGGAAGAACCAGCUCCAACUUUGCAAGCUGAGGAAUCCAACAAGGAUGAACCGAAACCACGGAGGGAGCGCAAGGCCACGGUGGUGCACACAUGUCCCCGACCACCGGGCGGCUACAAGUACUCCAUGGAGUUUCUCUACGGGAUCGGCAGCGGAAUGGCAGGCAUUACGCUCAAUAUACCGACGCCUUCAUCGAUAACGCCGCGAACGGUGAGAACCACUGUUCCCCUGCUAACCACCCAUAUGCCCCUGUUAACUACGGUGGGCGUGGCAUCGCCACGAUCCGCAGCUGGCUGCAGUUCGUCGGGAAUUCGUUAUGUCGGUGCGACGGGAACGGCUGGAGGAUCAGGAGCAGUAGCAUCCUCAGCAGUGACUCCACCGGCAACGGGAGCCGAAGGAGUGGCCCAGUUCAUCUACCAGGGUUACCUGCCAACGGGACCCCAGCGACGCCUGUGGCACACGGAAAACGCCGUCUGGCAGUUCGAUCGGAACUAUCCCUACAAUCAGGCAUAUUCCUCGCAAUACGGCAUACCCAUGAUGCCGGUGGGCUUUGAGCAUCCCUACGGCCAGCGGAUCAUAUAUCCGGGCUACUACAAUCAGGCCACGGGCGGAUUACAUGCCGCUACGGUCCCGGGAAUGCAGCGAACCAGUCGCCAUGUCGCCCAGCAGCAGCAGCAGCAGCCACAUGUGAUGGCCCAACCGACGGCAGCAUCAGUGGUGAGUGGCGAAGCUGGCGAGGAAGCCCCUCCGAGCCUGGGAAAUGCUCCGCAGGUGAGCAGCCCCUGGCGCUACGGAAGACCGGGAUCACACCGCGAUCGCCUGGGAUCGGGCAGACAGGGAGGAGUGCCCACGGCGGCGGGUUCAACGGUAUUCCACAGGGAUUCCAAGACCUUCUACAACAGCAUCACCGGCGGAAUGGGCGGAGGACCGCGAUUCAAGGCGCCCUUUGUGGCUACUACUGCCCGUGGCUAUCAAGGAGGAACAGGAGCAGGAGCAGCCGGAGGACCAACAACUGUAGUUGCUACAACAGGAGCAGCCAGCGAGCAGAAUAAUCGAAGCAAUCAAGCGGCUGCUUCGACCAACAACAACUAUUCCAGAAAUCGUCACAAUUCCAAGAGGGGCGGAAAGAAUUCGGUGGGCAAGGAACAGACCUCGAACUCCUCGGGAUCCCUGUCAAAUUCCUCCUCGAAAUCCCAACUGGAUAAACCUCCCAGUUCGAGUACCUCGAUUUCACCAAACAAGCAUCCCAAUCGCACCUACAGAAACCGAAUGCGCUACAAUUCCAUAGAGGAGCAGAAAACCGUGACAAUAGCAGCGCCACCUAUCGGUAGUAACUACCAACCGCCACAACAGCCACAAAAUACUGGACGUAGGGCUGCCAAGUUCCAGGGAGCAAAUGCCUAUCAAGGAUCGCGUUUCUAUCAAUCCCGACACAUGGAUGGAUAUGUCUACCAACCGGGACACUACAUGGUCUAUGCACCCGGAACACCAGGAGUUUUGGGAGCAGCAGGAGUAGGAGGAGGAGGAGCAGUUCCAAUGCCGGGAGUAGCAGGGGGAGCUGGUGGAUUAGGAGGAGGAGCAGCAGCCACGGUCACGGCCAGCAGCGCCACCUCGGAGGGCGAGCAGCCGCUGGACUCGGACUUUGAUCAGCGCCAGGAAUAUGCUGACUUGGGUCUGGAUCCAGCCAAUGGCGGCUUCUCCUCCGACCUGGAGCCGCCCGGCUUCAAGCAGGACACCUCCGAACUGGACGCCCGCUCUUGUCUGCUGUCGCAUCCGAGUUCCGAGCCCGACGGCUUAAACGGCGAUGGCGACGAUGGCCACUCUUUGGCCAGCCUGGCUCCCAGUGUGGAGAGCGAUGCGACCGAGAGCGAGCUCAGCGAUGCCUCCGUGGAGUCGGUGGUGCGCAACAUAAUGGUCAGUUGCCUGGCCCUGGCCACCGGAGCCCAGGAGCCCGAUCUGAGUGGUCCGAAUCUGGUGCCCUACGGCGAUAUGCAUCAUCUCAGGGAGCUGGAGAGGAAGGGGCAACCUACCGGAGCGCCGACCAACGGGUACAGGUGCCACAUGCAGUCGCAUCAUCAUCCUUUCAGUCCCCGCGGAAUGAGCUGCUGCGGCGAUAUGUUGAGUCAAUGUCCGGACGAUUUGGUCUACAAACUGGAUCAGCUGCAGCAGGAUGGCCUUGAAAAUGGCAAGAGCCGCUUGAAGGAGAUUGCCGAGGAGCCCGACAACAUCUCGGUGGCCUCCAAUCUCUCCUGCAGUCCCUCCGCCUGCUCCAGCAGAAGUGCCAUGGCUCCCAAGGUCAAUAUCAUCAUGCCAGAAGAAGUAACCGAGGAAGAACUGCCCUUGGUGAUUCACAAUCGGUAUUGGCGCGAAUUCUUUGGUUAUACGCCAGCGGAUCGCUUCUUGCUCCGAGCCAAAAUGGUGGAAAUGAAGAGGCCACCGAAAACAGUGGCCAAUAGAAACAAGUGGGAGCCCUUGUCCAUUUCCAUCUGGCGGAAGUUCCUCGAGGCGCAGCAGACGCGUCAUGUUUACAAGACCAAGAUGCGACUGUGGCGCUCCAUUUACUCAAUGGCCAUGACAACAUAUCCAAGAUAUGGGCUUUACUUAGUAGGCUCCACCAUCUCGUACUUUGGUUCCAAGUGCUCGGACAUGGACAUUUGCAUGCUGGCCUGCACAAAUCCGAACAUGGAUCCGCGCAUGGAGGCCGUCUAUCACCUGCAACUGAUGAAGGAGCUGCUGAACCGCUCGAAUAUGUUCCAGGACUUUAAUCUAAUCGAGGCCCGGGUGCCCAUACUGCGAUUCACCGACCGACGGCACAAGGUGGAGGUGGACAUCAACUUUAAUAACUCCGUGGGAAUCAGGAACACCCAUCUCCUGUACUGCUAUUCCCAGCUGGAGUGGCGCGUGCGCCCGAUGGCCCUGACCGUCAAGCAGUGGGCCCAAUAUCACAACAUCAACAAUGCCAAGAACAUGACCAUUUCGAGCUAUUCGCUCAUGCUGAUGGUCAUUCACUACCUGCAGGUCGGCGCAAGUCCACCGGUACUUCCCUGCCUGCACAAGCUGUACCCGGAGAAGUUUGGACUCCUGCAGCCCAGCGACUUUGGGUACGUGGACAUGAACGAGGUGAUGGCGCCGUAUCAGUCGGAGAACACCCAGUCCCUGGGUGAGCUGUUGCUGGGUUUCCUGCACUAUUACAGUGGCUUCGAGUACGGAAAGUACGCCAUCUCGAUACGGGUGGGUGGUGUCCUGCCCGUGGAGGUUUGUCGGGCGGCCACGGCCCCCAAAAACGAUAUACACCAAUGGAACGAGCUGUGCAUCGAAGAGCCCUUCGAUCAGACGAAUACAGCACGGUCGGUGUACGAUUCGGAUACCUUUGAGCGCAUCAGAGCCAUCUUUAUGGCCAGCUGCCGGCGUCUGGAGUCGACAAGGAAUCUGAACUCUAUAUUCGAGGGCUACGACGGACCCACAAUCCUGAUGCAACAGCCCUCGGUGGAUUCGGAGGGUGAUUUCUACGAGGGUCAGCAGCAGCUCCAACACCACCAUCCCCAUUUGCGGGCCAAUAGAGGCUCCUCCCGAUCCAAUAGCAAAGUGUCCUCGCCGAGAUCCUCAAAGCUAAUGGUGGACAAGGCAACGACAGCCAUUUGGAGUGACAUUAAUAGAAAACCCGAUACCAACCCAGCCAGCAGCUACAAUCAGUAUGAUACAAACGGUGAAAGAGCUGGCAAAAGAAACAAGAUCUCCAAGAAGAUGCCGUCCAAAAAGGACUCUGUGGCCACCGAGCCACCGCUUGCUUAAAAAAAAAACUAUCACCCUCUAUAGAAACCAAAACUAGAACCAAAAAAUACACAGCACA